This is a messenger RNA of Camellia sinensis, 2094 nucleotides long. Lineage: Eukaryota; Viridiplantae; Streptophyta; Magnoliopsida; Ericales; Theaceae. The record is from RefSeq and is a predicted model, not a curated record.
AAUUUUGUUUUUGGUAUGGGUUUGUGUUGCAGUGGGAUUGGCAUUGUUAAUGCUAUUGAAGUUGUUAAUGCAUUUCCUGAGGAAGAUGGACUCAGUAAAUUCCGGGAGUGGAUUGAAUCACCAGAUCCAACGAUUCUGGGGACGUUUGAUGUGAAACCAGGAUCUAGUUCGAGGAAAAGAGGGUCAAAAGUCAGUGACAGUGAUGUUGAUUGCUCGAAUAGCAAUCUGGAAGGACUCUCUGCAUCUGACCAAACUGUUUCACAGUCUAUGGAUUAUAUUGAUAACACGAAGCAGGUCUUCAUGGAUAAGCAUAGAAAUGUGAGCAAAAACUGGCACAUUCCCUGUACUUUUCCAAAUGAAGCAGUAAUUUCUGCAUAUGUUUCUCCACAAGUGGACAAGUCAACCGAGCUUUUCUCAUGGGGAAAGCCAGAUCUUUUUGUUCUUCGCAAAUUAUGUUGGGAAAAGUUUGGGUGGAGUACACAGAAGGCUGAUGAAUUGCUCCAACCUGUUCUGAAGGAGUACAACAAACGCGAGACUCAACUGCGGUUGGAAGCAUUUUACACUUUCAAUGAGAGAUUUGCAAAAAUCCGCAGUAAGAGGAUUAAAAAAGCUGUUAGAGGAAUAACAGGGAGCCUGUCCUCGAAGCUAAUGGAUGAUGUGCAAGAAGCUUCCAAGAGUAGAAAGAAAAGAAGAGUGAGCCCCAGUGAACAUAGGGAGGACAAGUCAGAAAAACCUUUAAGUGGAGCAGAGGCUUAUAUCAAUAGCAGCAAAGGCAACAAAGCACAAACAUCAACUGCCAAGUGGUCAAGAAAAAGGAAACAUGUAGAACCUGUACCAUCUGAAGCAAGGAAUCCAGGACCACUGAUGCAGGAAGGUGGGAAAAGUAGCAGUCAGGGUUUGAGUGCAAGAGGAGGAGGCCGAGCUGUGGGAAGAAGUAGGGGAAAGAAAAACCCUGGUCGUGCAUAUGCUGAAAGCAGUUCUAAUGAUGGAAGCAAUAGUGAUUAUGAACUGGAAAUUCAAGUUGAAAAUUUAGAAGGACCACAUGGAGUAAGGAAGUCAACUCGAACUCGAAAGGCUGUGAAAUACACUUUGGAUGACUUGGAAAUUGAUGAGCCGGGUAAAGCAGACCAAGAAGAGGUAAACUCCGGUGAUGAAGAGACAGUGCAAGAAGAGCCUUCUGAGGAUCAUGGCUUAGUUGGAGAUGAUGGUGCUGGAUCUGGUGAAAAGAUCCAGCUUAAAGGUAGGGAUUCUUCAUUUGAGGAGCGAUCAGGUGGGGACUACCUUGAAAUGGCUGGUGGAUUCUGCAUGGAUGAAGCUGAACCAGAACUUGAAACAGGUCAACUAAGUUUAGAUCAGAAAGACAAUCCAUCUUUUGGGGCAGAAUUGUCUGAAGAGUACCUUAAAAUGGGGGGUGGAUUUUGCUUGGAUGAAGAUGAAACAAAUAUGGGCACAGAUAAACGUCCUUCCAAAUCAGUUGGGGCUUCCAUCUCUGACAAUGCUGAACCUGCUCUUUGUUCUAAUGUUGUGGUAGAAGCUGACCCUGAUUUUGGUCCAGUUCAAUUGGUUUCCAGUCCUUCAAGAGCUUUAGAUGGAGUUGAGGAUAGAAGGAGGACAGAUGCAUAUGAUAGCAAUCAGAAUGUUGAACAUUCAACUCCUGUAACUAGUGAUGUUCAUUCAAGGUUAGCAAUGUCUCCUUCAGAAAGUACCAGAAAAGAUGAUUCUGGGACAGCCUCUGUAAAAUAUCUAAGCGCCAUGCCUUACUUGAGAAGAAAGCGAAGGAAGAGUUGAGGUUGUUUGAUUUUUGGAACCUUUUUUUUGUUGUUGAGAGGGGGGGGGGGGGAGGGAGGGGGUGAAAUGGGGCUGUGUAUCUCAUUUCUUCUGUCUUCCCUCCCUUUUUUCUUUCUAGGGCCAUAAUUGAAUAGGUAUGCAUGUAUUUAAAAGCAAUUUUGAAGGAUAACCCCCCUAUGCUCCUGUGGAUUUGUGUCUUAGAGCAAGCCAGCAUUACCUAAAACCAAACAGCUGAAAUUUGUAUAAGAUGUCAGAAUUUGUUCAAUGAAGAGCUCGUCCUAAAAAAAAAAAAUUUUUUUUUUGCCA